This is a messenger RNA of Rhincodon typus (whale shark), 600 nucleotides long. RefSeq names its product rho guanine nucleotide exchange factor 37-like. The transcript has 4 exons. NCBI's taxonomy places the organism in Eukaryota, Metazoa, Chordata, Chondrichthyes, Orectolobiformes, Rhincodontidae. The record is from RefSeq and is a predicted model, not a curated record. The coding region runs from base 1 to 600 and encodes 199 amino acids.
AUGGUGGCUGUGAUGGCAGUAAAAGACAAAGAUUACGACGAUUCAGUGAAACUUUUCUACAUAAUUGAAAAAAAUGUUACAACACUGAAGAAAAACACAGAGAGCUUUAUAACAAAUAUGGAGCAUUUUCAAAACUUAAGGUCUUACCAUUAUGUACCCAAUUUGGUGGAAGAACAUACUACCAUCUGCUAUCAAGAAUUUAUACAGAUACUCCAUCAGAUGAUAAUUCCUGAAUUUAAACGAAGACUGAACUCAAUCAUUUAUGAACCGCUAUGUGCCCUCUCAAAUUUGUUCAGCAGCCCACAGCAGCUCGUCAAAAAACAUAAUGAUAAAUUCUUAGAUUAUGAAAAAAUUCAAGAGAAAAUAAAGGAAGAAGGCAAUGCAUCUUACGAAGAGAAGGCUGCUGUAGAGACAUACAAAGCACUGCAUUCUUUAUUACUUACCGAGCUCCCUAAAUUUAACAGCAUUGUACUACAGCUACAUGCACAGAUUCUUCAAGCAGUUAUGACCAUUCAUCGUGACUUAGCCAACAAUGUGCUUCAAUUCAUGAGCCAGCAUCUGCAUGAGGUAAUAUUUCAGCAUACUUUGUUACUUGGAUGA